This is a messenger RNA of Oryza sativa Japonica Group (Japanese rice), 1731 nucleotides long. NCBI's taxonomy places the organism in Eukaryota, Viridiplantae, Streptophyta, Magnoliopsida, Poales, Poaceae. The record is from RefSeq and is a predicted model, not a curated record.
AAAUGAUGUAUGGUUUUUGUGCUUGUUGAAUUCGUUUGAGAAGAAAACAAAAUUAGUAGUGCCUAAAUUGGCGGGAGUGCCCUUGGGCGGGCUGCCGCAUGCGACCACACACUUGUUGGCGCCCGCGUGGAUCUCUCCAUCUAUACAUGGGUGUUCGUCCACACAUGUCUUGUUUAAAACCCAAAAAAAAACAAAAAAAUAGAUGCUCACAGAUAGAAAGAAAAAGGAGGAGAGCAAGAAUGAGAAUGAGCAAGGCCCUCGCCGCCGUGGUGGCCAUCUCCGUGAGCCUGAGCGCGGCCGCUAUGGGCGUGGACGCGACGGUGGAGAGCACCUGCAGUGACGCGGCCGCCAGCGACAAGCGCGUCCACUUGGCGAUGUGCCUGUCGCAGCUGGGGCACCACCGCGACGCGGACGCGUGGGGGCUUGCGAAGGCGGCAACCCUGGUGGGCGUGGACAAGGCGGACCUCGCCGCCGAUGACAUAAAGGAGCUAGAGGCCGGGGCAAGCACGGCGGGCAUCAAGCCAGCGCUGGCGGAAUUCGCGAAGCAGUACCGGGGCCUGGGCUUCGCCUUUGCCAGCGCGCACGACGUGAUCAACAAUCGCGCCUACGACGUCGGGGAGAAGAAGCUGGACGAGGCCCUGUCCCUGACGCAGAAGUGCAACGCCGCCUUCGCCAAGAUCGGCGUCCCGCUGCAGCAGCCGCUGGCCCAGCUCACCGCCGACACCAUCCAGAUCGCCAUCAUAGCUAAGGCUAUCACCUGCCUCGUCAACGUCAACAAUAAUCCAGCUCUGGUUGCGGCUGCGGCUGCGGCUGCUGCAGCCAAGGCUCCCCAACAGAGCCAAUACCCAUAAAUUUAAUAUCAUAUCAUCCCUUUUUAUUUGUUUUUUGGUUUUGGGCACAAAUUCUGCCGGUGCCUUUGCUUUGAAAGACUACUAAAUAUUUUAUAAAUUCAAAACAACAACUACUCCGUAGUAGUGUACUACUCCACAAGCGAUUGAAAGCCAAAAAAAAGAUACUACUAAUUGAUUGAUUGGUUGAUUGAUUGAUUAAGGGGAUAUAUGUGAAUGAAGAAUCAGGCCCAGACUCUCUUCUUGGGGAUAAGGUCGACCGUCUUGACCUUGUCUAUGCGAGCCGCGACGAUGAAGUCAUUGACGGUGAGGCCGCCGGCGGAGGGCGUCUGCAGCUCGGCCCUGACCUGGUUGGGGGCCUCGAAGACGACGGUGGCCGGGGCGCCGUCAACCGCGGCGUUGAUCCUGGCGACGAGCUCGUGGCCGCAGGCUUCGUCCCUGACCUUCCAGACGCACUGCAGACGCAUGCCGUCGGCGUCGUCGAGGAGGCGCCAGCCAACCACCUUGUGGAGGAGGCGGCGGGCUUCGGCAGCGUCGACGGGCGCGGGGUUAGGCUCGAGGGGGAGGCGCGCGAUGGAGAGCACGGAGAGCGUGGGGAUGAGGAUGUUGUGGAGGGUGUCGACGUUGCCCAGCACCCUCUCGCCGAAGUUGCUCUCGAUCUCCUCCGGGAAGGGGUCGCGCGCGCCAAAGUCGCCCAGCAGGUCGGCCAUGGCCACCACCACGCUCUUUUGCUUCCUCCGCACGGCGAGCUGAUGAGGCGGCGGCAGAGGAACCCGCCGUCCGAAGCAGCAGGCUGCUGCGGCUGCCGGCGCGAGGAUGUGGUUGGUGAGCGCCAUUGGAUUGGAUUGGAAUGGCGAUGAGGAACAGCUGCAGCCACCAGUCC